GUAAUGUCGGCCCCGAGGAAGGACUUCGAUGUGAAGCAGAUGUUGCGGAUCCGGUGGCGCUGGUUCGGUAACGCGCCCUGCCCGCCUUCGGCUUCUCCACCUCUGGAAGAUCUGUUCGGUACCACCGGAGACCUCCAGCACCAUCAUCACCACCACCAGCAGCAGCAGCAGCAGCAUGCGAUCCUGGGCUCGAGCUCCGCCACGGUGAGCGGCGCGUGCAGCAAUAGCAGCAGCAGCGGCAGCGGACCCGUCUCCUCGUGCAUCCCUGAUAACAGAAAGCCGGUGCCCUCCGCGUGCCCUCCUCCACGCUCCUCGAGCCAGCAGCAGUGCUCGAGCCCCGCGCGCACACCGAUCAGGUCUCCCGCACACUCGCGCUCCGCCUCGGACGUGACGCGCGAGGAGAACGCGGAGCCCGGCGCCGCGAGACACGGCAAGAGUAACGGGAACGUGGUCAUAUGCGCGAGCGUCGGAGCGCGCGGCGAGGACGAACAGAACAACAACACGAGCGCCGUUAUCGCGGAGUCCGAGAGCAGCUCGUGCAGCAGGGCAUCGAACAGCAGCGUGACUUUGUCCUCAUGCGUGUCCAUGGAGCCUUGUGUGCCUGAUGAACUGUUCCAGUCGCACAGUCACGCAGAACACACCUUCCAGCGCAUGGAGACCUACCUCAGGACGCGCAAGCUGUGUGACGUGGUGUUGGUGGUGGGUGAUCGCAAAAUACCUGCACACAGGCUGGUCUUGUCCUCCGUGUCGGAUUACUUCGCAGCCAUGUUCACCAGCGAUGUCCGCGAGGCCAAGCAAGAGGAGGUGAAAAUGGAGGGAGUCGACCCAGAUGCAUUGUGGGUCCUGGUACAGUACGCAUACACUGGAAGGAUGGAGUUGAGGGAGGACACGAUCGAGGCUCUGCUGUCGGCCGCGUGUUUGCUGCAGCUCUCGGCCGUGGUUCAGGCCUGCUGUAGUUACCUGAUGAAGCAGCUGCACCCUUCCAACUGCCUGGGUAUCCGCUCAUUCGCCGACGCUCAGGGCUGCCAGGACCUGCACAAAGUGGCUCACAACUACACCAUGGAGCAUUUUCUGGGUGUGAUGAAGAACCAGGAGUUCCUGUUGCUCCCAGCGUGUGAAGUGGAGAAGCUUUUGGUUUCGGAUGACAUGAACGUUCCUGAUGAAGAGACGGUGGUGUCGGCUCUAUUAAGCUGGGUGCGCUAUGACCCCGUCAACCGGCAAUCACAGCUCUCCUCGCUGCUGGAACAUAUCCGUCUACCGCUGAUCAAACCACAGUUUUUAGCAGACAUGGAGGCUAACCCCUUGCUAAGGGACAGCGUGGAGUGCCAGCGGUUAGUGAUGGAGGCCAUGAAGUACCACCUGCUGCCCGAGCGCCGAUCCCUGCUGCAGAGCCCCAGGACUCGACCCCGCAAAGCCACAGUAGGGACGCUUUUUGCCGUUGGGGGCAUGGACGCCACCAAAGGUAAUAAAGGAGGAGCCACCAGUAUGGAGCAGUACUGUGUCAGGAGGGAUGCAUGGCGGCAGGUGGGUGUGCUGAGCGGCCGGCGGUUGCAGUUCGGCGUAGCCGUCAUCGAUCAGCGGCUCUACGUGGUGGGCGGCCGUGACGGACUCAAGACCCUCAACACCGUGGAGUGUUACAACCCGCGCAGUAACAGCUGGAGCGUCAUGCCUCCCAUGGCUACACACCGCCACGGACUUGGUGUAGCGGUAUUAGAGGGACCCAUGUAUGCAGUAGGAGGACACGACGGCUGGAGUUAUCUGAGCACAGUGGAGCGAUGGGAUCCUCAGGCUCGACAGUGGAGCUUUGUCGCUUCCAUGGCGACGCCCCGCAGCACCGUGGGAGUCGCGGUCCUUAACGGGAAGCUGUUUGCUGUGGGAGGACGAGACGGCAGUUCCUGUUUGAAGUCGGUCGAAUGUUUCGAUCCUCACACUAACAAAUGGAGCGCCUGCGCGCCCAUGGCUAAGCGCAGAGGUGGAGUCGGCGUAGCCACCUGGAACGACUAUCUGUACGCCAUCGGUGGCCACGAUGCCCCCGCCUCCAGCCUCGCCUCACGACUCUCCGACUGCGUUGAGAGGUACGACCCGAAGACAGACACGUGGACGGCCGUGGCUCCCGUGAGUGUGAGCAGGGACGCGGUGGGUGUGUGUUUACUCGGAGACCGUCUGUACGCCGUGGGUGGAUACGACGGCCAGGUCUACCUGAACACAGUAGAGGCCUACGACCCCCAAACCAACGAGUGGACUCAGGUGGCGCCGUUGUGUUUGGGCCGAGCUGGAGCCUGCGUUGUGUCCGUCAAGCUGUGACGACUUCCUUACAAACAGACUCCAGUGUUUCUUGUCCUGUAACUCUGUAGCCCUUUAACAGGGUGUGGAAGAAGAGAGUGGAACAAUACGAACAUGCAGAUCGACAUACACUAACGAUUCAGAUCCAGACGGUCUUCAGAGGAUCUAAAAGAAGAACCAUUACUCCAGUAUGACAUGUUCAUGAAACCACCAGGCUACGGUGUAACCACACACUCAUUACCAAGUUCAUUUCAGGGUGAGAAACGAGUCUCAUGAGUCAAGUGUUUUCAUAAGUGUCUGGCACUUUGACACAGUAAAUUCAGUCAGUUCAGUUAAACCACUGAUCCAUGUGCUUCACUGCUCAUGGAAUCUAUUUUUUACUACAUCGAUCUGUUCCUGUAAUUAGUCUAACAAUAGUAUGUGGACACCUGAACAUCAGUUUGACGCUGGUCCCUCCUUUUUAAAUGCAUUUUACCCUCUCUUUCUCCUAAUUCAGUGUAGCCAAUCCGCUACUGGGAAUUCUGACUGCAUCCAAGGAGGAGCCUGAUACACACUCCCUCCACAGUCCUACCAAGCGUGGUGUCAGCUUCAUGCAUGGAGAGCCACGCCCCGAUCUCUGCACUCCUCCACUUUCUGUACAGGCACCCUGGGCGACCAGGGUCCUUACACAACGAUGAUAACCACACCCAUUAGUCUGAUCUUUCCCAGACUGGAAGCCAAUUAUUCCUGCUGCAUUAACCAUUUAUGCCUGCUAGAGGGCGUCCAGCCGACCGAUAGCAGAGCCGAGACUCGAACCAGGGGUUUCAGAAUCUCGGCGCUGGUGAGCUAGCGGAUUAUCCCACUGUGCCACCUGAGCGCCUAUGCUGGUCCCUGGAAAGUUCUUACACCUGAUUUUGGAACUGGACUGUAAGGAUUUACUUCUAAUCUGGCACUGAGGUUAAGUGACUUGCUCUGGCUCACAGUAAACAUUAUGAUUUAAGUCUAUCUCAAAGCUUUAGGAUUUAAUUAAGUUCAGAACUCUGUGCAAAAGCUUGUUUAUUUUUCCAUGGACCCAACAUUGAAACAGGAACUGGCAUUGCCCAAUAUACAACAGGACACAGUUAUUAAGAAUGUCAUUGUUUGCUCUAGCCUUAAGUUUUUCCUUUACUGGAAACUAAAUUGUUGUUUCUAUUAUAUACACAAAAUAAAAUGUGUUCAUCGGAACGUGUUUUCACGGCACCAGAGUCCAAAAUCAUAUUACUGUGCUGUACACCUCACAGUCAUAGCUUGGCAUUGUUGUAGGGGCAGUGGUGGCUCAGCGGAUAUCUGAAAGUCGCUGGUUCAAGCACCACCACUGCUAAGCUGCCACUGUUGGGCCCUUGAGCAAGGCCCUUAACUCCAAAAUGUCUUGACUUGUGUUCAGUUGUAAGUUGUUUUGAAUAAAAGCUUCUGCUAAAUGCUGUAAAUGUAAA
Messenger RNA from Trichomycterus rosablanca, 3734 nucleotides. It is a transcript of the gene klhl5, whose product is annotated as kelch-like family member 5. The transcript is spliced from 11 exons. The record is from RefSeq and is a predicted model, not a curated record. Bases 4 to 2304 code for a protein of 766 amino acids. Gene Ontology annotation, molecular function: protein binding. Lineage: Eukaryota; Metazoa; Chordata; Actinopteri; Siluriformes; Trichomycteridae.